This is a messenger RNA of Anopheles stephensi (Asian malaria mosquito), 3966 nucleotides long. Its product is annotated as fukutin-related protein. The coding region runs from base 605 to 2548 and encodes 647 amino acids. The transcript is spliced from 5 exons. The record is from RefSeq and is a predicted model, not a curated record. Gene Ontology annotation, cellular component: Golgi apparatus. Gene Ontology annotation, biological process: protein O-linked glycosylation via mannose. Lineage: Eukaryota; Metazoa; Arthropoda; Insecta; Diptera; Culicidae.
AGUUCGUGUUCGUUGGUUGUCCCGUGCAGACAAGGUCCGCAUUUCCGGUCGCUCUAAAUCCGGAGUACAAGGUUCGCUACAAGGCUUACGGGAGGUGCGAAACAGUGCGUUUCGUUCUGCUGUUGUUCUCGCUGGUGGAGCACAUCCAGUAGCGACUACGGAAGACAAUGUAGAUGGCCAUAAUUCGAUUACCAUGUGAAUCACCCCAUCGGAAAACAAACAACAAAUCCUCUCGCCUGCAAUCUGGGUAUAGGUGAAAGCAAAACCAAAGUGUUUCUGUUUGGUCUGUGUGCAAAGGAAUGUGAUUUUGAAUGUGUGUGAUGUGGAGGCAGAUCAGGAUGAACACACACUAGAAACCACCGGUAAGGGCAAAACGCAACCCGACCGAAGCGACCCAAAAAUGGCCCCAAAGGGAUCGAAGCUGAUGGGAUUGCUAAUCAUGUUUUUAUGAGCGCCGAGCGGGAUGCUAACUUCCUUUAUGCACUGCCGGCCCUGAGCGAGUGGAAAAUUGAGUGGAACAACACACCCUUCAACGCCACCCCCCUCCCCCUUUCUUCUCGACGUCUCCCACCUACCCCCCUUUCGCAACGCAACCGGUGGACUGAUGCAAACGAAGGGCAAGAUGCGCAUGAAGUACGGGAAGCUGUUCAUUUUCUUCAUGAUCUGCUUCAACCUGAUCGUGUUCUACUACUCCUGGAAGUACUUCCUCACGAGCGGUCACUAUCUGGCGGAAACGCUUACCGGGGGUGACCAUCGGGGGCCGGCCCUCCCGAGACGGCUCGGCAUUGCGCCCGACUCCAUCCCGCUCGUGAGCUACGAAAGCUCGUACCGGAUCGGCGAUCCGGGCGGGGCGACACUGAACCGGAUGCGCCUCAAACCCACCCUCACGGAGGACAUCGAUGGACGGCCGAGUGCGAAAGAGCGGGUACAGCACACGAACGGCUUCCUGCGGAAAAGCAUCACGUUCGUGUUUCGUGACUUUUACGACUUCGAUAACGAUCUGCUGCAGUCGAUCGGUAGCGUGACGGCACUCAUCCCCGGCGUUAGUGUGUUUGUGAUCGCACCCGAACUACCGUACCCACCGCUCGACAUCUUCAACCCACCGCAAUCGGUCGGUGCCGGCAAUCAUAGUGCCGCUUCGAAGUCAACCGUGCUGCCGGCCUGGUUCAGCGAGGGAAGCAAUGUGCGGUUCUUUCACCUUGCGUACGAUGUCACCAAAACGCUGAAGGAUACGUUUCCGGUGCUGCAUGUGAGCACACGGUACGUACUGUUUAUGCCGGACAGUGUGCGACUUACGGGACGGGGGUUGCUUUCGCGUAUGUUGCGCGAGAUCGAUACACCGUCGGGGAGUGAGCUUUUGCUGCAGCAGCAUCAGCAUCUGCUGCUGAAGCAGAACGGGCACGGUGGUGGAUCGUUCGAUCCGAACCGGAAACCGGAACGGCGCAUCGUUGCGGUACCGUUCGCGUCGAAUGCAAAGGGUGCGGCCAACUGUGUGCAGAUGCAGCUGGAUCUGCCGAACUGGACGCUGGAGUACGUGACGGGGAACGAAUCGGAGCGGUGCGAUAUGUUCAAACAGAAGCACGCCAUCCUGGUCGAGACGGAGCUGCUGAAGGAGAUGCCCGACGCACUGGCGUCCCCCUUCCCGGACGUGUUCUACAUUCAGGCAAAGCUGGCUGGCGUCAAGAAAGUGCUGCUGAACGGUGCAUUCCAGGAUGGGCGCAAACUGUUCACCUCCUACCACACCAAGACGAAACGGCGCAAUCAGCGGAAGGACCAGUUCAAGGCACUUUACCGUCGGCUGCAGGUGAAGAAGGUGAUCCGCAAAAACUAUCUCUACGACAAGACGCUUAGUCGGGCUGGUGUUGGGCCGGCCCCGUUCGGUGCUUCUGCAGCAGCCGCUGCCAGCGCCCGCCGCAAGUACGUCAAGAGCUACGAACACAACAAUCAAACCAUUUCCCUGCUGACGGAGAUCACGUUCUACGGCUGUGAGAAGCAAACGCGUAGCUGCAUCGGACAGGUGCACAAUGGGCGCCCGUUCUAUCGCUACCUUGGCCGAAACACACCGCCCUGCUGCAUGGAAAAGCUGAAGGCCGUCUUUCGCCACGUGGUGGAUGAGUUCGAAAACGUUGGCAUUCGCUACUGGCUCGAUAACAGGGCGUUGCGGGACGCGAUCGAACUCAAAGGACUGGCGCCCGAUGCGUACGAAAUCGACCUGAGCUUCAAUGGGGAUGAUGUGCAGCGUUCGGUAGCGCUGCGGAAAGCACAAACACGUCCGUACACGGACGAAGCGGGUUUCCACUGGCUGAAGGCGACCGAUGGUCACUAUUUCCGGGUACAGUUUUCGAAGGUGAACACGAUCGCCGUCAAUCUGCUUCCGUUCGAUCUGUCGAGUGGGGAGCUGGUACGGCCGAGCGGGUUUUACGGUUGGAAGGCGCGGAAGUUUUCCGUCGAAUUUCUGCACCCAAUGUCGACGGUCCUGUUUCUCGGCAAGCCCAUCAUGUGUCCGAACAAUGUGAUAGAGUAUCUGGAGGUGAAAAAGGUGAAGUAGAAGAAAAUGGUGGAGGGGGGAAUGGAAGAAGGAUACAGGUAGGUAGCGCUAGCGAAAGAAAGAUUAAUAAAUCGUAGAAAAUGAUAUAAGCAGUGUAAAUAAAAAUUAGAAAAGCGGGAAGUGCUUCGCAAGGAAGACACCAAAAGAAAGCGAAAUUGGAGGAAGAAAAACUCAUUUUGUGUUAACAGGUUUUUGAUUAAUAAAAUGGAACUUUUGAAUAAUUAUGGAGAAUGUUUCAAAAGGUAUAGUGGUCAGUGAAACGCUUUCUGUGGAAUUUUGCAACCAUAUAAUGGAGAUGCGAGAAUGCGAGAUAAACAUAAAACAACAGCCCAGUUUGACAGGAUUAGACCAAAAGUCUAGUUUGAAUUCGCCCAAACUAUAUGCAAAAUUCCAUUAUAUGGCUGAAAAGAUCCACAGCGGACUUACAUUAUUCCCCUAUUUAUUCAAAAGAACCAUCAUAUGAAUCGAAACCUUGGCAUCUUGCUUACCCCUGUCACCCUCAUUACGCUUACGAUAAUGAUAAGAGCAAUAUCUUCCUUUCGCAUUUAGCAAAACUGAAUUUUGUAGCACAAUUUGUUUGAGGUGCGCUUUUUUGACAAUGUUUUACGCGAUAAUAAGGUGUAAAUUUAAAAUAGACAACCGAAUAGAGCGAUUGUGAUACAUUAAUGUAAGCAAAAACAGAUGAUAUAAUAAUAGUACAUGAAACAAUAACAACUUCGCAACCUUUACCUAAACAACUACAUAUGUGAAACAAUAAAAAACAGUUUAACAAAGACAACAAAAACAGAAGCUAUAACCCAAAAUUCGUUACCCUAUAACCGUGUGCAAUAGAAAUAUCUUAGCAUUUUAAAUAGGAACGAACAAGGAUAGAACCAUAUAAAAGCCAUUCGUCAAUUAGUGUAAUCGAAUGUAAAAAUGUUGCAGACUGUAAAGCAUUAAGUGAAACUGCAUACAAAAAUAGCAUCAAUAAACAAUUUUAUGGAAUUGUAUGACGAAGCAAAACACAUACCAAAACCAGCAGUAUGAAAAUAGUUAGUGUUAGCAAGGAUAGAUGCAUGGAAUGUUAGUUUCUUGUAGACAUGGAUCAAUUGCUACUCAUUUCUAAUUACUAUUAAUUUUUAAACUAAUUUCCUUCAAUCUGAUGGUGCUAGUAACAGUAACGGUGUAAGAAUUCAUUUGCUUCUUUUAUUUUAACAACUCGACAUAACUCGAAUCAGUUAACAGGCUAUUCCUCUCGAUGAAUAGAAUGGGUCCUACAAUGCUCCAAGGACUCAUUAGGUACAACAAAUCAAGAAAACAUAUAAAAAAACUCUCUCUCUCUCUUUCCUCUAACUCAAAACGCAUAAUAGUUACCUGUACACGUUAAAAAACUGUUCAAAAAACCAAGAAAAUAAAAGUCCCCUUCUUCUCUCGCUCUA